UUGGAGCAGAGCAGCCGGCGGGACCCGGUCGGAACCAUGAGUUACAUGAUGAUGCCGAGAGUGCAACCAGGAUCCCCGCAGAAGGCCCGCGGCCAGAUACAGGUCAUCUUUGGACCCAUGUUCUCUGGAAAAAGCACUGAACUGAUGCGCCGAGUCCGUCGAUUUCAAAUCGCACAGUAUAAAUGUCUACUAAUCAAGUAUGCGAAAGACACACGCUAUUGCGUCAGUGGGGUCUCCACACAUGACAGAAACACCAUGGAGGCCAUGUCAGCUUGUUGCCUCAAAGAUGUCCAGCAGGAGGCUCUGAAUUCCACUGUGAUUGGCAUUGAUGAAGGCCAGUUUUUUCCAGAUAUAGUUGAGUUUUGUGAGACAAUGGCCAAUGCAGGGAAGACUGUCAUUGUGGCAGCCCUUGAUGGAACAUUUCAGAGGAAGGCUUUUGGGAACAUCUUACAACUAGUCCCCUUCGCAGAGAGUGUCGUGAAACUUAAUGCUGUUUGUAUGGAGUGUUAUCAUGAGGCCUCUUACACAAAAAGGUUGGGAACAGAGAAAGAGGUAAGACUCUAAUAAAAGCUCUCCCUUUCUUUAAAACUGUUGAUUGUGAGAGAUAUUGCCUGUUCAUCCUCUUAGGUGGAAGUAAUAGGAGGGGCAGAUAAAUAUCAUUCAGUCUGCCGGGUCUGUUAUUUCAAGAAUCGACAACAGUUGGUAUCUGAAAACAAAGAGAACCUACUAUGUGGGAAUAAGCCCCUGGAUAUUAGUACCUCCAGGAAAGUCUUGGUUACCCAUCAGAUCAUGCCAUGGAAUCCAUCUAAUUGAACAAUGGAAGCAAGUGAUCUGAUUCCCAGGUGGAUUUAAAGAAACACUUUCUUGUCCUUCCUUCUAGCUUUGUAUUGUUAA
Pseudonaja textilis is the source of this 894-nucleotide messenger RNA. The record is from RefSeq and is a predicted model, not a curated record. Lineage: Eukaryota; Metazoa; Chordata; Lepidosauria; Squamata; Elapidae.